AUGCUGCCCCAAGAAAUAUUUUCUCUGCUUACACUGUUCUGUGUUUUCAGGGCGCCUGUUUCUGCUCUGGAUGAAGACGACGACUACGAUCUCAUGUAUGUGAACCUGGAUAAUGAAAUCGAAGGUCCAGUUCUCGGUGCUGAGGAAACUGUUUCGUGCGACUGCCAGCAAGAGCACACCAAGUGGGACAAGCUCUUCAUCAUGCUUGAGAACUCCCAGAUGAAAGAGAACAUGAUGCUGCAGGCGGUGGACGAGCUCCCGAAGGUGGACCUGCAGACCCUGAAAGCGGAGCUGAGCCAGCUCACCACCAACCUUGCAGGCACCUUCACUGCCGCAGUGGAGAAAGUCACCUCCCACAUCGUGUCACGGGUAGAGCAGGCACUUGUGAGGAACUGUGACCAAGCUGAAGAAGCCAAGAGGCUUCGUGAGUCCGAGCAAGGCAAAGUUCUUGAGCACGUUCUGCUGCUGAGCCACAAUGUGUCCAGCAGGCUCGACCGGCUGGAGAGCGCUUGGCUGAGGAGAUCUGAGGUGGAGGCUCUUUAGGAGAAGUUCCUUCCCACCAGAGCAGAGGAUCUCCUUUUGAACUCCUUGUGGAAAGAGCUACAGCAAACCAGAGCUGAACUGAAGGCAUCGCAGAGAUGGGCAGCUCAGCACUUACUGCCAGCAGGGUGUGAAACAGCUAUUCUGUUCCCCAUGCGUUCGAAAAAGAUAUUUGGGAGUGUUCACCCAACUGCUGGAAUGUCCCUUCACUCCUUUACUGCUUGUAUCUGGAUCAAGGUGACGGAGGCUUUGGACAAAACCAUCAUCUUCUCCUAUGGAACCAAGUUCAAUCCAUACGAAAUCCAGCUUUAUCUCAGCCGGGAGUCUGCAGUGCUGGUCGUUGGUGGGAACGAGCACAAGUUAGCUGUCAAAAACGCAGUUUUUCCUGGCAAGUGGAUCCAUCUCUGCGGCGCCUGGAGCUCAGAGAACGGAUCUGCGUCCCUGUGGGUGAAGGGAGAGCUUGCCGCCACCGCCUCAGACCUUGCCAACGCUCACAGCAUUCCAGACGGAGGGAUUUUGCAGAUCGGUCAAGAAAAGAACGGCUGCUGCAUUGGAGGUGGAUUUGAUGAAGCUUUAGCCUUCUCCGGGAAAUUAACUGGCUUUAACAUGUGGGACAGAGUGCUCAGUGCCAAAGAGAUAGCGGCGCAGAGCAGCGAAGACGCGUGCGGCAUCAGGGGCAACGUUGUCGGGUGGGGAGUCACGGAAGUUUUGACGUAUGGAGGAGCUCAGUAUGUCUCUUAA
This is a messenger RNA of Apaloderma vittatum (bar-tailed trogon), 1281 nucleotides long. RefSeq names its product pentraxin 3, long (gene PTX3). The record is from RefSeq and is a predicted model, not a curated record. Lineage: Eukaryota; Metazoa; Chordata; Aves; Trogoniformes; Trogonidae. Gene Ontology annotation, biological process: innate immune response. Gene Ontology annotation, molecular function: complement component C1q complex binding. The transcript is spliced from 3 exons.